Periconia digitata is the source of this 1616-nucleotide messenger RNA. The record is from the annotation of a GenBank genome assembly. NCBI's taxonomy places the organism in Eukaryota, Fungi, Ascomycota, Dothideomycetes, Pleosporales, Periconiaceae.
AUGGAUGAGUCUGAUGUUCCUCCGCCCGCCGCCGCGCCGACGAGAUCGGUGCAGCAGCCGAAGCCGCAGGCUCUCCCACCACGCGCCGGCCCCAGCUCCAUCCUCGUCUCGCCGCGACAGAAGGGCAACCCCAUCCUCAACAGCGUGCGUGCCGUGGCCUGGGAGUACUCAGACAUCCCGGCCGACUACGUCCUAGGUGCCACAACCUGUGCUCUAUUUCUGUCCUUGAAGUAUCACCGCUUGCAUCCCGAGUAUGUCUACAACCGCAUUCGCGACCUCAAAGGCCAGUAUCAGCUGCGCAUCCUUCUCGUCAUGGUCGACAUCGAUAAUCACGAAGAGUCCCUUCGCGAACUGUCCAAAACCUCUUUGGUGAACAAUGUUACUGUCAUCUUGGCUUGGAGUGCACAGGAGGCAGGGCGCUAUCUGGAACUGUUCAAGACAUUUGAACACGCUGCUCCGACUACCAUCAAAACCCAGCAAUCCACCAAAUACGCAGACACUCUGGUGGACUUCAUUACGGUGCCACGCAGCGUUAAUAAAACGGAUGCUGUUGGUCUCGUGUCGAAUUUCGGAAGCAUUCGUACGGCCGUGAAUGCUACACCGGAAGAGAUUGGGUUGAUUGCUGGGUGGGGAGAGAAAAAGGUGCAACGUUGGUGCAAUGCCGUGAGGGAGCCAUUCCGCCUCCAGAAGGCAGCGAAAAGAGGGCAAACGAGUGCAUCUCAGCAUGUAGUUGCUGAAGGUGACAUUGCCUUUUCCGGCGGGUUGUUGCAAGAAUCAGUGCACAGGAUGGACGAUGCAACACACAUGACCGAUGUAUCAAACAUCACGGCACCUAUUUCUGAUGUGGGAGAUGCGGGAUCAGCCAGUGGCGAGGGCAAGAUGGAUAGCCCUACGAUGGCCAAGAGAACAGUUGCAACCGUGACUCCAAACACUGUAGAAGAAGCACCACACGAGGUCCCGAAGGAGGGCUCGAGCAAGCGGAAUAACGAUGACGAAGACAUGAGUGCUGGCAUCAUGGCGGCAUUGGCUAAGCUCCGGAAGCAAUGAAGUUUUCAACAAUUAAUAAAGUACCUCGACUAAUUUUCUCGCCCCCCCCCCUCCAGCCCUGAAACUCUUUUGGUGUAUAUACCGCACCCUUUACAUUGAUAAAUGACUGGCAUUGGGAUGCAGCAAAUACCAAUUGAUGACGUGCUCUCGGGAAAAGUGCAAACGACACACGAGCCCGAGGCUUUCGGACAGCAUCUGAAGACCAAGGGCGCCGGAAGGCAGUUGAGUACGGGGACAGAUUCGGAGAAUGUUCGCGGAUUGUAGAGGCACUGUAGUCUGCAGUAGAUAGAUACAUGUGUAUGUAGCUGAUGGCAUGGCAGGUGGGGUGGAUAUCGUCGGCCAGACAUGGGUAAUGCCACGGCGCUAACGGCGAUUAAGGUUAUCCUACAUCAACACCAAAGCUCGAGCUAGUGUACAACGGGAUGCGGUGCGUCUGCGACUGCCGUUUCGAUCAGCCGCCAUCCAUCCCCGCUCGACACACGCACGCUGACGGCAUCACAAACCGGACACCAUGAACGUGCUGCUAUGCAAGGGCGCCAUCCUGCAUCGUCUCCCUUAGCUUCAUCGAC